AUGUGGAUCACGCUGGGCUUAGUUUGUUGCCUAAUAUUUGGGGUGCUACCGUUGGCUCUCUGCUCUUGUCCUUCCCAGUGUAGCUGCUCUUUCCAAAGUAUCAAUGAAGGAACAAAAGCAAGAGUUGUGCUAUGCAAUGACCCAGAAAUGACACUCACACCUGUGAAUUUCCCAGUGGACACAUUUAAACUCCGAAUAGAAAAGACAGCCAUCCGGAGAGUUCCAGGGGAGUCUUUCAAUUCCCUCCGCAAUUUGGAAUUCCUUUGGAUGCCCUACAACUCUUUGGCAAGCCUCAGUGUGACUAACUUUAGGGGUCUCCGGCGGUUGCAAGAACUGAGACUGGAUGGAAAUGCUUUGACCUCGUUCCCAUGGGAAGCCCUGCUGAGCAUGCCUCAGCUGAGGCUGUUGGAUCUGCACAACAAUGAACUUGCCUCUAUACCAGCUGAAGCCGCACAGUCCAUCCGAAACAUCACUUACCUAGACGUCUCAAGUAAUAAACUGGUGACACUUCCUCAAGAACUUAUUGCAAUCUGGUCAAAUCUCCAAGCAGUUCCAUACUUCCCCAAUGACAACUCUAAGAUCAUCUUAGGUUUACAGGACAAUCCUUGGGCAUGUGAUUGCAGCCUCUAUGAAAUGGUUCACUUCCUCAAUUUCCAGUCCCCCAACAUCGCUUUUGUUGAACCAAGACUGAAGUGUUUCACACCUCGGAAUCUGGCAGGAGUUUUCUUCAGUCAAGUCGAACUCAGAAAGUGUCAGAGUCCCAUUGUGCACACGUCUGUUGCUAAAGUGAAGACCAUCCUGGGAAGCACAGUCCUGUUGCGGUGUGGGACCACAGGGGUGCCUAUUCCUGAGCUGAGCUGGAGGAGGGCUGAUGGAAACCCACUCAAUGGAACAGUGCAUCAAGAAAUUUCCAGUGAUGGAAUGAGCUGGUCUAUUUUAGGCUUGCCUGUUGUAUCUUACCUUGAUUCUGGAGAAUAUAUAUGCAAAGCAAAAAACUUUCUUGGAGCAACGGAAGCUUUCAUCUCACUCAUCAUCACUGAUUCUGAAAGCACAGAUGAUCCCACUGGAAAUGUUAAAGGAACAUGGAAUGGAAAAGUGAGUGGGAUGGAAGCAGCAGCUUACAAUGACAAUUUAGUUGCAAGAUACGUUGUCACAACUUCAACUUCCCCUACCUUGGGUGCCAGAUCAAUUCGGGCCAACACAGAAGGGAAUCCAGUACUUCAAGAUGAAGCUCCUAAUCUGAUCAACAAUCCAAAAAAUCUCUUAGCAAGUCCACCAACUGCCCAACAAGAGCCUGAACGCAUAGUCAGGUCUGUCAGGGUGAUAGGAGACACGGAUCAUAGUGUUUCGUUAGCAUGGAAGGCCCCUCAGGCCAAGAAUACAACUGUCUUCAGUGUUCUGUAUGCUAUCUUUGGAGAAAGGGAUAUGCGUCGGAUCAAUGUGGAGCCUGGUAAGACCAAGAUUACCAUCAAUGAUUUGAUGCCAAAGACCAAGUAUAUAGUGUGUGUCUGUGUAAAAGGGUUGAUUCCAAGGAAGGAACAAUGCAUCAUAUUUUCCACGGAUGAAGUUGCCAGUGCUGGUGGAACCCAAAAACUUAUCAAUGUGGUGGUCAUCAGUGUGGCUUGUGUUAUCGCCGUCCCUCUGACAUUAGUAGUCUGUUGUGGUGCCCUGAAAAGGCGCUGCAAAAAAUGUUUCACACGGAAACCCAAAGAAAUUCAAGACUCUUAUGUGACCUUUGAAAGCCUCUCCCCAGGGGCCAAAGUCAAAGGAACAGAAGGGGAAUAUUUGACAAGGCACACGCCUGAUGAAUCCAAUAGAUUGCUCUCAGCCAGGUCCAGUGUUGACUCAGAAGCAAUUCCAAAGGCUGAAGGACAGCCAAAUGAAUACUUUUGCUGA
Sceloporus undulatus (fence lizard) is the source of this 1896-nucleotide messenger RNA. RefSeq names its product leucine rich repeat, Ig-like and transmembrane domains 1 (gene LRIT1). Gene Ontology annotation, molecular function: protein binding. Gene Ontology annotation, cellular component: endoplasmic reticulum membrane. The transcript is spliced from 4 exons. NCBI's taxonomy places the organism in Eukaryota, Metazoa, Chordata, Lepidosauria, Squamata, Phrynosomatidae. The coding region runs from base 1 to 1896 and encodes 631 amino acids. The record is from RefSeq and is a predicted model, not a curated record.